GUGCAGGCUUGAUAGCCACCAGUAAAAUGUGGUGGAUUAAUUUAGUUUUAAUUUUAUCAGUAGAAGCUUUGUUCUCAACUUCUCCAAAAAUCAUAGGACAUAGAUAUGAUCAAAAUUUGAGUCUAUGGCAUUUAGUUAAUGGUACCGAUUUAAAAUUCCAAUGCAUAGCCACGGGCUUCCCAGAACCUAAAAUAACAUGGACAAAAGGAGGAGAUAAACAUUUUUUGUCAGUGGGCCCGAUGUUACAUUUUCCAUCCAUAACAAGAGCUGACAAUGGACAGUAUUUUUGUUCAGCUGAUAAUGGCAUAGGAAAAACUGCACAAGAUUCAGGAACAUAUAUAGAAGUUAGAAAAUACAAACCAAUGAUGAAAUAUGAUUCUAUUCCUAUUAGAACAGUUACACAGGCUGACAUAAACAAUAAUUCUGUAGAUGGAAAGAUGAAAGUCUUAGUACAUGGUUGCCCUGAACCAACUGUUACCUGGUGGAAGGAAACUGAAAAUGGUAGAAAGAGAAUAACCGAAGGAGACAAUAGUAUAGAACACGGCUUUAAUAUACACGAUGAAUUGCCCUUCUUUUGUGAACGUGAUUCUGGACACAUUUUAGAAAUGGACAGAUUUAAACAAACAGAUCUUGGAACCUAUGUCGUAAAAACGGAAAGCAGUCUUGGAAUAGUUGAGUUGAAAUUUACAAUCAGACUUGAUACUGAUUUAUAUGCAAUUUGGAAAAGUUGAAGACGAAACUGAUGACAACUG
Molecule: messenger RNA, 752 nt
Organism: Mytilus trossulus (common blue mussel)
Lineage: Eukaryota; Metazoa; Mollusca; Bivalvia; Mytilida; Mytilidae
Product: hemicentin-1-like
Exons: 5
Coding region: 27-731 (234 amino acids)
Biological process (GO): homophilic cell-cell adhesion
Cellular component (GO): plasma membrane
Source: RefSeq, a predicted model, not a curated record